AUGGAGUGUACCGCUGUUUGCGGUGGACCACCGACGGCGCUCCUAGUUGGUGCACCUCUCGGCCAGAAUCUCCAGCCGAACACGACAAAAUCGGGUGCGUUGUGGAAAUGUCGGCUGUCUACGGCACUGCGCGACUGUGAACAAAUCGUCACGGAUGGAAAAAGAACGAAGUACGGCAAGAUAAAUACCACUUUGGACUCCUAUCAUCUGUCUGGCCCGCAUCCCGAUGAAAUCAAAGACGGUCAGUGGCUGGGAGUGUCGGUUCGCAGUCAAGGCCCUGGGAAGAAAGCUGUAGUUUGUGCACAUAGAUACAUCAGAAAGUCGGGGGAGUCUCAGUUUGGGCAAGGUCUGUGCUACACUCUGGGUAACGACCUUCAAUUAGUGGAUGUAUGGGAGCCGUGUCGAGGUCGAUCCGUGCAAAGAGAACACGAAGAGUUUGGGUUCUGUCAAGUUGGAACCAGUAGUUCUCUGCUGGAAGACGACACUUUAGUUUUGGGCAGUCCUGGUCCGUACACUUGGCGAGGAACGAUAUUCACCCAGGACACCAACGAUGAUCUAAUAGAACGAGAUCAUGUGGUCUACAUGGGCCCCGUGGAAGAUGGCUACAGUCCCGUCGAAAAAUAUAGCUAUUUAGGAAUGUCAGUAUCAGGCGCAAGUUUUUUUGGAGACAAGCCGUCAUACGCUGCAGGGGCACCUAGAGCCCACGGCACUGGCCAAGUUGUGGUUUUCAGUAAACGAGUUAUUAACGACUGGGCAAGAACUGAUGUAGAUAUUUUAAAUUUCACCUUGUUGUUGAGUGGAGAACAGUUUGGGUCCAGUUUUGGUUAUGAGGUUGCGGCAGCCGAUGUCAAUGGAGAUGGCCUCCCAGACCUCUUAGUGGGUGCGCCUUUUUAUUUCUCACGCGACUCCGGCGGUGCCGUUUAUCUCUAUCUCAAUAAAAACCACAAUCUACCUAAAGAAUAUUCUCUCAAACUAACGGGGAAAGAGGAAUCUCAAUUCGGAAUAGCCAUAGCCAAUACGGGAGACCUAAACAAAGACGGGUGUGAAGAUAUAGCGAUCGGAAGUCCUUACGAAGGGAACGGCGUCGUCUACAUACACAUGGGAGAUCGGAAGACUGGGCUCAAACUGAAGGCGGAUCAAGUGAUUAAAGCCGAAUCGUUGCCAAUAGUUAUGAAGACAUUUGGCUACUCCUUAUCCGGUGGAACCGAUCUCGAUGCUAACGGAUAUCCCGAUCUGUUGGUCGGCGCUUAUGAAAAUAGUAGCGUGGCGUUAAUUCGUACGAAACCGAUAAUAGAUAUAAAGACAUCGAUUCGACCGUCGAAUACAAUAAUUAACAUCGACCCGACGACACAGGGUUGUGAAAGAGAUCCCAAUUCGAACUACACGUGUUUCCAUUUCCAAGCAUGCUGCAUAAUUAAAUCUCUAGUGAGAUCGUCGCACAGCAACAUUCAUGAACUGAAUUACGUCGUGGAAGCUGAAACGUUUCCCGGUGGAAGAAAGUAUUCCAGGGUGUUCUUCGGUUCAGAGAAAUCGAACAUCAUAAACCAAACUAUACAUUUGGGAAAAGACGAGGAGCUCUGUCGCGAGCAUAUCGUGUACCUCAAGAAUAACACCAGAGAUAUACAGACCCCUAUCAGAUUUCAAGUGACGUACAAAAUUGUCCACGUAGACCCUCAGUUCUCGAGCGGGGGCCGUCUGCCGGACAUAGACGAAUACCCGGUGCUGAACGCCACGGCCACCACGGCCUUCAGCGCCAACUUCUUGAACGACUGCGGCCUCGACGCCGUCUGCGUCAGCGAUUUGGUCGUGGAGCCCGUUCUGCGGCUGCCCAAGACCGAAGAUGGAAAGGCGUACGCCCUGACCCUGGGCCAAGAGGAAGAGAUCCACCUCUCCGUGUCCGUAGACAACUUGGCCGAGUCUGCUUACGAAGCGCAACUCUUCGUGCAGCAUCACGCCAGUCUACAUUACAUCGCCGCUAACAUCAGUGGCAAGCACAUGAUUUGCACGAGCGUGAACAAGACGAUCGUCUCAUGCCUCCUCGAGAACCCUUUCAAGAAGCAAGCCGAGGGAGCGGCCAUCACCAUCCGCUUCGACGCCAGAGCCUUGGAGGACAACGAGCCCUCCGUGGUGUUCUCGAUCUGGGCGAACUCCACGUCCAGAGAGCUCCACCCCGGGAAGAGACCGGUUCGCGUCGAGGCGCUGGUUAUUAAGAACGCCGAGUUGCUCAUCAAAGGAGCCGCGCGGCCCGAACAAGUGUUCUACGGAGGCGAAGUGAAGGGAGAAUCUGCCAUGACGUACUUCGACGAUGUCGGCACCAGAGUCAUUCAUACAUAUCAGGUGUUCAACGAAGGCCCGUGGCGCGUGUCCUCUCUGCAGGUGGUGAUUUCGUGGCCCCACCAGGUGUCUUCGGAGAACGAUCAGGGCAAGUGGCUGCUCUACCCUGAAGACGUGCCCACCGUAGACGGAGAAGGCGAUCAAAGCAACGGGGAAUGUUUUAUUUCGGAAAGCGAAAUUAAUCCCCUCAAACUGACGACACGCCCCGGCACCUUCGAGCCCUAUCUAGAGAAUCUAGAAAUGGACCCCUUCCUCAGUUCGGGCAAACUGAGCGUAUCUUCUAGCGAAAAAGAGAAUAACUCUACGCGCAAGAGAGGAGUGGAGAAUAAGAUCAGGAGGAAGAGAGACAGCGAUAUCGUGAAGGCCGAAGCGUACACGGACAAGGAUGGCCUGAGGAAGCACGUCGUCAACAUGAAUUGCCAGAAGAAGACGGCCAAAUGCAUCCAGUUCCAGUGCGUGAUCUACCGCUUGGGACGGAUGCAGGCCACCACCAUCACGGUGAAGGCUCGGCUGUGGAACUCCACGCUCGUGGAGGACUACCCUCGGGUCAGCCACGUCAACAUCGCCUCCGCGGCCUUCAUCCACAUUCCCGAACAUUACAACAUUCACCAGAGCGACCACCGCGACGACACCGCCACGGUGGAGACGGUGGCGUAUCCGGAUCUGAAGAUAAGCGAGCCUUCGGAGGUGCCUCUGUGGGUGAUUAUAGUGUCGAUAAUCGUGGGUCUCGUGGUGCUGGUGCUCCUCAUCAUAGCCCUCUGGAAGCUGGGCUUCUUCAAGAGGAGCAGACCGGAUCCGACCCUGUCCGGGAACCUGGAGAAGAACAAUCACGAGUCUAGUCCCUUCAUCGGCCGCGACCGCAACGGCGUUCGAUAG
Messenger RNA from Pieris macdunnoughi, 3210 nucleotides. The record is from the annotation of a GenBank genome assembly. Lineage: Eukaryota; Metazoa; Arthropoda; Insecta; Lepidoptera; Pieridae.